Messenger RNA from Tauraco erythrolophus (red-crested turaco), 2211 nucleotides. The record is from RefSeq and is a predicted model, not a curated record. NCBI's taxonomy places the organism in Eukaryota, Metazoa, Chordata, Aves, Musophagiformes, Musophagidae.
AUGAAGCGAAGACAGAGUUCUAAGACCCAAAAGCAGCCUCUGCAAGUUCACUAUAAAAAUCAAACUGAUCUCUCUUCAUGGCAAAAAGGAGGGAGAAUUGACCCUGAGAAAAGUGUCCAGAAUAAUCAGUCUCCUAACAAUCAGAAAAAUGACAGCAAGCAAGACUCCCUUGAGCAAGCUUUGAGCUACUUUGAGAAAGUACAAGACCAUGUUUCACUGAAAAAGAACAAUGUUAACAAUGUUCUGCAGAAACACUUGACUACUGUGGAAAGCAUUGCCCUGCAAAGGGGACUACCCCCUGAAGGAUUUGAUGUUUUGCUAAAUGUGGCACUCAGUGGCAAACUUGCUGAUACAGUUAAUACUCGUUUACUGAAGAGCCUGAUUCCAGCCUCAGUAAUACCAGAAACUUCUGUGGUUUCAUCUGUAUCUUGGUUCUGUGUUGGCAAAUGCUCAGGCAACAUCCAGCUGCUUUUUUUAAGAUGGCUAAUCACAAUGUUUGACUUCAUUGAUCACAAAGAACAACUUCAUGCCCUCUAUGGUUUCUUCUUUUCCUUCCUGCAAGAUGAGAAGAUGUGCCCCUAUGUCUGCCACCUGCUUUACCUGCUGACCAGGAAGGAAAGUGUCAAGCCUUUUCGGAUUAGGAGGCUGCUUGACCUCCAAGUAAAAAUGGGAAUGCAGUCUCAUCUGCAGGCUCUACUAUCACUUUACAAACUCUUCUGUCCUGAGCUGGUGACCAUAACCCUUCCUGGGAAAAUGAAGACUUUCUUCAAGAAUUCAGAUGGCCCGUGGAAAGCAGCAAUCAAUGCAGUAAGGCGAAGAAAACACGAAAAUUUUCCAGUAUCCCAGCCACUGUUUUUAGGCACAGCUCAACCUCGGUCACGAAAAAGGAAAUGGAAUACCCAGUUGGUUAUACCUGCAAGCAGUACAAACAAAAAUAAUUUAAAAGAUGACAAGGAAAAGAACCAUGUUGAUUUGUACAGUACAAAUGAGUCUUUUCCAGUGGAGCAGCUGCAGACCUUUUCUCAGCUCCUACAAAAUAUCUGUCAUCUAGAGUUUCCUUCCCAGAUGGGUUCAGUGCUAACAAACCCUUUAUUGCUUCACUACAUGAAUUGUAUCAAAGAUGAAUCUAUUUACCUAAGGCUCUACUAUUGGAUGGGGCAGACUCUUCAGGAAGAAUGCACCUGGUGUGUGGCUGAUAAUAACCAAUAUGAAGAAGAAUUCAAGGACUUCCUGGAAACUGUCUACAAGACAGAGUGUUUCUUGCAGGAAGGAUUUUCUUCCUGUGAAGAGUUUCUGUACAAGAGCCUUCCUCUCUGGGAUGGCUUCUGCUGCCGAUCACAAAUCCUCAGACUUGUGAGCUGGAUCCCCCUCAGCAGCUUCUCUGAAAUGAAGUCACAUCUCUACGAUCCUCUGGCACAGCUCUUUUUCACAUCGUCCCUUUACUUUAAGUGCAGUGUUCUCGAGAGCCUGAAACAGCUGUUGCAGAACUGGUUAAAUUGGCAUGUAAUUAAUCUGGAUUCAGAGUCUGACUCUCAAUUCCAUUCCUUGAAUACCACCCUUUCUGGACUGGUGAAUGUGGUGGCUGAACUGAUCCACUUUGUUGGAUGGAUCUCUACUGUUGCGUUGCGUUUGGAAAACAAUUCUACUUUCUUGCUGUACUUCAUCUUGGAUUUCUAUGAGACUGUGUGUGACGUGUAUCUGAGGUACAGUCUGCCUUUGUUGAUUAUGCCUCCUGCUGGAGUUUUCUACCCAGCACUUCUCAGCAUGGAUUCUGUCAGCUUGAAUCAGCUCUGCUAUAUUAUGUACAGGUAUCGAACCAACCUGGUGGCUGCAAAAGAAAAUGAGCUGAGUAAAAAGAAAAUACUGCAAUUCAAGUUCAGUAGCCAGACAUACCAGGAGUACAACCAGUAUAUAAUAGCUAUGGUGGGUUGUCUGUGGACAUCCAGUGCAUUCCAGAAGGAUGUUCAUCCUCAAGGUCUUCAAAUGAAUGAUGAACUGCUGAAGAAAACCACAGUGCAGGAAUUCAAAACCAGCUUUAACAUUGUCUACCACCCAGCCAUGAUGGGCUAUGCUAUCCUCUUCCUGCAGCAGGCUUGGCCAGAUGAUACCGCCUUCAACUUCAGUUUAAUUAAGCUCUAUGCACAAGGUUUAAAGGGCCUGAAGGUCUUUAUUGAAAGCAGCAUCAAUCGUGUUUCCCAGGCCUCACAGUAA